AUGCAAAAAAAUUAUUAUAGAUCAAAGAAGAAGUGUUAAUGGACAUUCAAGUUGGAUAACAACAAACACAUAUUGGAAUUGGAGUUCUCUAUUCUGAGUGGAAAAAGAAAAUUAAUUUUAGAUGGCAGAGUACUUCAUGAAAGCAUGAUGCUCUCUUCCUAGUUUUAAUACCCCUUUACUCUUGAAGGGUUUGCAUUAAACAUUCUUCAGCAAGGGAACACAUUUGAAUUGAGAAUUAACAAUAAGGACUUCUCUCAUCUCUACAACCAAAGUAAUUAGCUCUUCUUCCCCACUAGUAAAAACUAAUGA
Molecule: messenger RNA, 309 nt
Organism: Paramecium tetraurelia
Lineage: Eukaryota; Ciliophora; Oligohymenophorea; Peniculida; Parameciidae
Exons: 2
Biological process (GO): negative regulation of apoptotic process
Source: RefSeq, a predicted model, not a curated record